Messenger RNA from Aspergillus campestris IBT 28561, 537 nucleotides. RefSeq lists its product as uncharacterized. The transcript has a single exon. The coding region runs from base 1 to 537 and encodes 178 amino acids. The record is from RefSeq and is a predicted model, not a curated record. Lineage: Eukaryota; Fungi; Ascomycota; Eurotiomycetes; Eurotiales; Aspergillaceae.
AUGGACGAUACCAACAUGAGCGACUCCAACAUGUGCAACUCCAUCACGAGCAAUCCCAAAGAACACAUCUUCUACUUCGUCUUCCGUCUUCGCCCCGGCAUCGAGGAAUGCACCCCCAUCAUGCUAUUGAACUGUCUCAAGUGUCUCCGAGCCCACGAGGACGUAAGGGUGUUCACCUCCACAGAAGAAUGGGAUCGUCACGGCGAGGAUGCCCGUGACGGCGAGGUCGCGCUGGAGGUUGUGACAGAGCAUGGUGACAUUGAAGGUGCAUCUGCGCUGGCUGAGUUGCACAUCGAAGGGCUCCUUCGGGAUUGGCCUGACGCUGGCGACCCCCGCCCGUCCGGGUUCUACAUGGCGGUUUAUUCCCGUGAGCGUGUUUCGGAUGCCGAGAGUAAUGUUGAGGAGCAUGUCGAUAAAGUCGAUGCUGACCUUGAGGCUUGCACGCAGAGCCUCCGGCUUGCCGAGAUUGGGACCUUUAGAGAAGACUUGGAUUCUGCAAUGGCGGCGUUGGAUGAGUGGCAUAUGCGCGAGAAAUAA